UGUAUGUGUGUAAAAGCGCACAUGUGAAAACAAUAGUAUACUAUCAUUGUAUUAGUGUGUACAAGUGAUAAUUUUUGUUGCUGACAGUUCUUAUAUUAGUGUUUUUGUGAUUAUUUUACAAAAUUUAGAUUCAAAAUGAGUUACCACCGAGGAGGUGGUAACAAACCAAAGGGUUUUGGUUUUGCUGGCUUUCAAAUGACGGGUUCUAAACGAAGUGGAGCCAAUAUACCACCACCAAAUAUUAAUUCAAAUUUAAGUAAACAAGGAUAUCAUACAAUGAGUUCAAUAACAGAAAAUGCUCUUUCGGCCUGUUGGGGUGUUCCAAAGAAACGUAGCAAAACUGAGGAAGAAUAUUUCGACGAUGACGAUGAUGCACCAACUUCUUCUUUGGAAUAUAUUCCAGCACCAGGUUCACCUACAUAUGAAUUAAUGAAAAAAACCGAACAAAAGAAAGAAAGUGACAGCGAAGAAGAUCCUUUGGAUGCUUUUAUGGUUGGAAUUGAGGCAGAAGUAAAGAGAAAUACUUAUGAAGCGGAACUUGCUGAGGAAGAGAGAAAAGAAGAGAAAAAUAAAGGUUUCCGACAAGACAUCGAUGGCGAAGACAACGAAGAAAGUUAUUAUAGGUAUAUGGAAGAAAAUCCCACAGCUGGAUUACAACAAGAGGAUUCCGAUCAGGAAAUUGAAUACGAUGAAGAUGGAAAUCCAAUAGCGCCAGCUAAGAAAAAAGAAAUUGAUCCCUUACCACCAAUUGAUCAUAGUGAAAUUGAAUAUGAACCAUUUGAGAAAAAUUUUUAUAAUGUUCACGAUGAAAUUGCAGUAUUGAAUAAACAACAAGUUGAUGAAUUAAGAAUUACAUUGGGAAUUAAAGUUUCCGGUCCUUCGCCACCAUUUCCAGUUACAAGUUUUGGACAUUUUGGUUUUGAUGAAGUAAUGAUAAAGGCAAUUCGUAAAAAUGAAUACAUUCAACCGACGCCUAUUCAAGCACAAGCAGUACCCGCUGCACUUGGUGGUCGUGAUAUUAUUGGAAUUGCCAAAACUGGAAGCGGUAAAACAGUUGCUUUUAUUUGGCCAAUGUUAGUUCAUAUUAUGGAUCAAAGAGAAUUAAAGCAUGGCGAUGGUCCUAUUGGUUUAAUUUUAGCACCAACUAGAGAAUUAUCUCAACAGAUUUAUCAAGAAGCAAAAAGAUUUGGAAAAGUUUAUAAUAUUCAAGUUUGUUGUUGUUAUGGCGGUGGUAGUAAAUGGGAACAAAGUAAAGCACUAGAAGGCGGAGCAGAAAUUGUCGUUGCAACACCUGGUAGAAUGAUAGAUUUAGUUAAAAUAAAAGCGACAAAUUUACAAAGAGUUUCAUUUUUAGUUCUUGACGAAGCUGACAGAAUGUUUGACAUGGGAUUUGAACCACAAGUACGAUCAAUUUGUAAUCAUGUGAGGCCUGAUAGGCAAACAUUAUUAUUUAGUGCAACGUUUAAAAAAAAAGUGGAAAAACUCGCACGUGAUGUUUUAACAGAUCCAGUGAGAAUAGUACAAGGAGAUGUUGGCGAAGCAAAUACAGAUGUAACACAAAAUAUUGUAAUGUUUUACAAUAAUCCAACUGGCAAAUGGAAUUGGUUAUUGCACAAUAUUGUUGAAUAUCUCAGUUCUGGUAGUUUAUUAAUUUUUGUUACCAAAAAGCUGAAUGCAGAAGAAUUGGCGAAUAAUCUUAAAUUAAAAGAAUACGAAGUAAUGUUACUACACGGUGACAUGGACCAAAUUGAAAGAAAUAAAGUGAUAACUGCUUUUAAAAAAAAGGAAGUUAGUAUUUUGGUUGCGACUGACGUUGCAGCUCGAGGAUUGGAUAUUCCACAUAUCAGAACGGUGAUAAAUUAUGAUGUGGCUCGUGAUAUUGAUACACACACUCAUAGGAUAGGAAGAACUGGAAGAGCUGGUGAAAAAGGUACAGCGUAUACCUUGGUAACGGAGAAGGAUAAAGAAUUCGCUGGUCAUCUUGUAAGAAAUCUUGAAGGUGUGAAUCAAGAAGUACCAAAAAGUUUGAUGGAUUUGGCAUUGCAAAGCUCUUGGUUUAGAAAAUCGAGAUUCAAAGGAGGGAAAGGAAAAAGUUUAAAUGUCGGUGGUGCAGGUCUUGGAUUUAGAGGAAAAGCUGAAACUCCAUUGGAACAGACUGGAGGUCCUUCUACGCAACAACAAAAAGAUAUAAGUGAAGUUGUUAAAAAAUUAGAGAGACAAGGACCAGGAAGCGAUCGACUUUCUGCUAUGAAAGCAGCUUUUAGAAGUCAAUAUACGUCGCAGUUUAGAGCAUCAUCAGAUCACACAUGGGAACAAACAAUUGUUCCUCCGUCAAUAAUUAUGCCUCCACCAUCUACGAUAACGGCAAAUAGUUCUGAGGAACAACAGGAGGAACAAGAUUCGAAUAGUUCAUUAGGAACAGAAAAAUCAGAACGAAAAAGAAAAAGAAAGAGUCGAUGGGAGUGAUUAUCGAUUUUUGGGGCAUACGAAUUAUUGUAUAUACAUCAUUUCUCAUGAAAUAUUAUGCAAUUUCGGGUAAUGAUGUUUCAUUUGAUUUUAUAAUAAAUCUUAAUUUUAAAAUAGUAAA
Leptopilina boulardi is the source of this 2587-nucleotide messenger RNA. Its product is annotated as ATP-dependent RNA helicase DDX42. The record is from RefSeq and is a predicted model, not a curated record. The transcript has 9 exons. Bases 136 to 2466 code for a protein of 776 amino acids. Gene Ontology annotation, molecular function: ATP binding; RNA helicase activity; nucleic acid binding. Lineage: Eukaryota; Metazoa; Arthropoda; Insecta; Hymenoptera; Figitidae.